This is a messenger RNA of Trichoderma reesei QM6a, 2467 nucleotides long. RefSeq lists its product as uncharacterized. Gene Ontology annotation, molecular function: microtubule binding; GTP binding; GTPase activity. Gene Ontology annotation, cellular component: microtubule; membrane; cytoplasm. The transcript has a single exon. Lineage: Eukaryota; Fungi; Ascomycota; Sordariomycetes; Hypocreales; Hypocreaceae. Bases 23 to 2467 code for a protein of 814 amino acids. The record is from RefSeq and is a predicted model, not a curated record.
CUCCUCACCCCCAAAUCCCACCAUGGCCCCAACCCUCGGGUCUUCCCUGCAAGCCCAAGGCCUCGCAGACGAACAAAGGGGCCUGCUCGACCUCAUCGACAAGCUCCAGUUCGCCCAGCUAGACAAUGUCAAGCUACCUCAAAUCGUCGUCGUGGGCGACCAGUCCGCCGGCAAAAGCUCCGUCCUCGAAGCCCUCAGCGGCACGCCCUUCCCCCGAGACGCCGGAGCAUGCACACGCUUCGCAACAGAGAUUCGCUUGAGAAGAUCCAAGGAGACAAAUCUCAGCGUGUCCAUCAUUCCGGACAAGAAUCGUCCGUACAAUGAGCAGGCCCGCUUGCUGCAGUUUGGGGGCGACGUCGGCAUCGACACGUCCUUUGACGGCUUGAUGCGCGAGGCCACGGAGCUCAUUGCGCCGCGCAGCAUCCCCGGUCGAUUUGCCGCACGCGACAUUCUCGUCGUGGAGAAGUCUGGGCCGGAAAUGCCCAUGCUGAGUCUCGUUGACCUGCCGGGCCUUGUUCGCGUGGCGAACCGGGAUCAGUCCGAGGCGGACAUCCAGACCAUUGAGAUGCUCUCUGAUCGAUACAUGAAGAGCAGCCGGACAAUCAUACUGGCCGUCAUUGGCGGCAACAACGACUAUGUGCAGGCGCCCAUUUUGAAAAAAGCACGCCACUUUGACCCUUCCGGGUCGCGCACAAUCGGCGUCUUGACGAAGCCGGACAUGACGGAGGGCAUCGGCCUCGAAGACAAAUUCAUCGGGCUCGUGACGAACAGGGACCCCGAAAACAACUUCAAGCUCGGCUGGUAUGUCUUGCUCAACCCCGGACCAGGCGACUACUGGUCGUCUGCCGAGGAGCGAUCACGACGGGAAGCCGACUUCUUCACAAGGGGCAAAUGGGCCGCUCUGCCACCUCACAUGUGGGGGGUUGAGGCCCUGCGGCAGAAGCUCAGCUCGCAGCUUCAGCGACAUGUCGGAAAGCACGUCAAGUCUCUCCGGAGACAGAUCCAACAGGCCCUCGAGCAGUGCGAAGCCGAGCUCAAGGCCAUGGGAUCGGGAAAGGACACCAUUGAGGAGAUGCGCUUCGAAAUGGGCGAGCUCUUCUCGGCAUCAGGCAACCUCGUCACGCCUGCUGUCAACGGCAACUACAAAAACCCGGUAGGGGAGUCCUUCUUCUCAAGACGAUCCAGCCCCAAGGGAACACCGGCGCAAAAGUUGCGGGCCCGUGUCCGCGAAGAGAGUGAACGGUUCUCGCGCCUCUUCCGCCAGCACGGCAGCAAAGUCAACUUUGCUCCCUCUUCCGGCUCUGGUGUGAACCUGCCGGCGGCGGGAGUCGUAGGAGACCAGGCAAAGAAGGAGUUUGCGCAGAGAGAAGUCGAGCCGCUGCUUCGACAAAUUCGCGGAAACGAGCUUCCCCUCGACUCCAACCCCCGGGCUCCCUAUAUCUUGUUCCAAGACUUUUCCCGGAACUGGCCGGUCCUGGCUCAAGAGUACAAGGACAACGUCGGAGUCAUUUGCAACGAGUUCCUCGCUGACGUGAUUGACCAUGUGUGGCCACUCAGGAUGAGAGAUGCCCUGAGAUUCCACUUCUUGGAGAGAAAGAUGAAGGAGAUGAUGGACGAGGCCGAGAAGGAGCUCAAGAGACUGACCGACGACUUGGAGCUGGAGCUGCAGCCAUAUGAUCCGGAGUACGAACAGCGUCUCAUCAAGUGGCGCGCGGAAGCCACUGAGAAUGGCGGUAGCUACACCGAGGCGGAAGAAGUGCUCGAGAAGAUGCUCAUCUACUACGACCUGACGGCGCGGAUAUUCACGCGCAACGCAAUCACCCAGGUCGUCGAGCGACAUCUGCUUCUGCGGAUGCUCGGCCUCUUCAACCCCGUUGAGAUUCUGCGCAUGCCGGAUUCCACGAUUGAGGCCAUUGCCGCCGAGAACAAGGAGACGCGGGAUCGCCGCACUGCCUUGAAGGCAAGGAAAGCCGCCAUCGAGGACGCACGGAGCAUCUGUGCCAGUCUGGCAAUGCGGAGCGAGCUGCGGGCGUAUGAAGACGAGAUGGAGGACCAGGUCGACACGGACGAUGAGGGUCAGUCGCAGAACGACUACGGCUCCAAGCGCUUCUCUGCGUCUUCAAAUCUUGAGAAUGUUCAACCACCUUCAACAUCUCAGAAUUCGGCAGUGCGUCGCAAGAGACGGGAGGAGCGGCCUCGCCAGUCCAUCAGCAUAGAGACGCAGCAGAGCCAGCAGAGCGUCCAGACCAAUGGUGCAUCUGCUCCUGAGUGGGACGAGUCGUACUAUACGACAGCCCAGCCGGCACCUCACCAUGCGCCGCCUCCUCCUCCACCUCGACCGCAGAAAGUAGGGUUCGAGGACGGCGAGAGGUAUGAUGCCACUCCGAGAGUCGAUUCGGCCAGCCGGGCGAAAGAGAGCGCGAGGCACAAGCUGGCUUCGUUGAUGAGGAAUGGCGUGCAGAAUUAG